AUGACCGUGCCCCGCUAUGUUGAAAUUGCCGUGAACCUCGGCGACCCAAUGUUCCGAGGCGUAUAUCAUGAGAAGAAAAAACAUCAAGAUGACCUCGAGAAUGUGCUCCAGCGUGCGACAGAUGCCGGCGUCGAGGCGCAGAUUAUUACAGCCGGCUCGCUGAGCGAGACGCACGACGUGCUUGAGCUUGUAAAGUCGCGCGCCGGCUUGUACGGUACUGCUGGCUGCCACCCCACCCGGAGUACUGAGCUGGAUACGUACAAAGGCGGCCCUAGUGCGUACAUGGCCGCCCUCAAGUCGCUCGUCGACGCGCACCACGGCAAAGAAGGACGAAUCGUCGCAAUCGGCGAGUGUGGGCUCGACUAUGACCGUUUGCACUUUGCGCCCGCCGAGGCACAGAAGCGCUCGUUUGACCUGCAGCUGACGCUCGCCGAGCAGACGGGCCUCCCUCUCUUUUUGCACUCGCGCGCCGCCCAUGCCGACUUUGUCGCUGCGCUGCGCCCUCACCUCGGUGCACUGCGCAGAGCGUGGGGCGCGCCGCCCGAGCCGUCGGCAGACGGGCCGGGAUGCGUCGGCGUCGUGCAUAGCUUCACCGGCACCUCGGACGAGCUGCACGAGCUCCUAUCGCUUGGACUCUAUGUCGGUGUCAAUGGCUGCUCGCUCAAGACGCAGGAGAACCUCGACGUGGUCAAGCAGAUUCCCCUGCACCGCAUCAUGCUCGAAACGGAUGCGCCCUGGUGCGAUAUUCGACCUACACACGCGUCCGCUCCCUAUCUCGACCAAUUUCGAAAGUCGGAGCCCUCGCUCGCAGCGCUCUACUCCCCCGCCAAGGUCAAGCCGGAAAAGUGGACGGCGUCCUCGGCGGUGAAAGGCCGCAACGAGCCCUGCCAGAUCGGGGAGGUUGCUGCUGUUGCCGCGGCCCUCCACCAGAUCGGGCUCGAAGACCUCGCGGGGCACGCCUAUAUAAACGCCACCCGUUUGUUCCGCCUCUCGUAG
This is a messenger RNA of Malassezia japonica, 996 nucleotides long. RefSeq lists its product as uncharacterized. The record is from RefSeq and is a predicted model, not a curated record. Bases 1 to 996 code for a protein of 331 amino acids. Gene Ontology annotation, cellular component: cytosol. NCBI's taxonomy places the organism in Eukaryota, Fungi, Basidiomycota, Malasseziomycetes, Malasseziales, Malasseziaceae. The transcript is spliced from 3 exons. Gene Ontology annotation, molecular function: 3'-5'-DNA exonuclease activity.